Molecule: messenger RNA, 3155 nt
Organism: Syzygium oleosum
Lineage: Eukaryota; Viridiplantae; Streptophyta; Magnoliopsida; Myrtales; Myrtaceae
Product: alpha-1,4 glucan phosphorylase L isozyme, chloroplastic/amyloplastic
Exons: 15
Coding region: 110-3043 (977 amino acids)
Biological process (GO): glycogen catabolic process
Cellular component (GO): cytoplasm
Molecular function (GO): glycogen phosphorylase activity; pyridoxal phosphate binding
Source: RefSeq, a predicted model, not a curated record
GGAUUCGAUUCAACUUUUUAGAGCGGACUCCAUUACUAUGAUAUUAAGCGAGUGAACGAUAGCUAGUCACCUUCGACUUCACGUUGAAAUCCUCGCUCGUUCUCCGGCGAUGGCGGCUUUGCAGCUCUCGGUGACGACGACGACGCCGCCGCCGCCACCGCCUUCUGGCCGCGAGCGCCUUCCGCGGCGCCGCGACGACCUGCGCGGGUCGCUCGGCUCUGGCCGCGGCCUCGGGGGGAAGAAGCCGGCGCUCUUGUUCCGAGCUCGGAACGCGAGGCCGCUCCGGACGGGGAGGCCUCUGACGGUGACGAGCGUGUCCAGCGAGCCGAAGCCGCGGCUCGAGGAUUCGCCACUCGACGAAGAGCCAAGCAGUCCGAGUCCUCUCAAGCCAGAUGCUGCAUCCAUUGCCUCAAGUAUCAAAUAUCAUGCGGAAUUUACGGCUCCCUUUUCUCCUGAUAAAUUUGAAUUUCUGAAGGCGUUCUUUGCAACUGCUCAAAGUGUCCGAGAUGCUCUCAUCAUUAAUUGGAAUGCAACAUAUGAUUACUGUGAAAAGUUGAACGUAAAGCAAGCAUAUUAUCUGUCAAUGGAAUUUCUACAGGGAAGAGCACUGUUAAAUGCAAUUGGUAACUUGGAGCUCACAGGUGCAUAUGCUGAGGCCUUAAGCAAACUUGGGCAUGACCUGGAAAAUGUUGCAGUCCAGGAAGCUGAUGCUGCACUUGGAAAUGGGGGUCUUGGGCGUCUUGCCUCCUGCUUUUUGGACUCCCUGGCAACUUUAAAUUAUCCAGCUUGGGGUUAUGGACUUAGAUACAGGUAUGGCUUAUUUAAGCAACAGAUAACUAAAGAUGGUCAAGAGGAAGUCGCGGAAAGCUGGCUUGAGAUGGGAAAUCCGUGGGAAGUCGUGAGAAAUGAUGUCUCCUAUCCUGUAAAAUUCUAUGGCAAGGUUGUGUUGGGAUCUGAUGGUAAAAGAUGCUGGAUUGGGGGAGAAGAUAUACGUGCAGUUGCAUUUGAUGUCCCAAUUCCUGGUUAUAAGACUAAAACUACCAUCAAUCUGCGGCUUUGGUCCACUAAAGUUCCUUCUGAAGAAUUCGAUUUAUCCGCUUUUAAUGCUGGAGAGCACACUAAAGCAAAUGAGGCACUGUCGAAUGCUGAAAAGAUUUGCCAUAUACUCUAUCCUGGUGAUGAAUCCAUUGAGGGAAAGAUCCUCCGCCUCAAGCAGCAGUAUACUUUGUGUUCAGCAUCUCUUCAAGAUAUUAUUGCUCGUUUUGAAAAGCGAUCUGGAACAUAUGUAAAAUGGGAAGAGUUCCCUGAGAAGGUUGCAGUGCAGAUGAAUGAUACUCACCCAACACUAUGCAUCCCAGAACUGAUGAGGAUUUUAAUGGAUGUUAAAGGUCUAAGCUGGAAAGAAGCUUGGAAUAUUACUAGGAGGACUGUGGCGUACACAAACCAUACCGUUUUGCCUGAAGCACUUGAAAAAUGGAGUUUAGAACUUAUGCAAGCGCUUCUUCCUCGGCAUGUUGAGAUUAUAGAGAUGAUUGAUGAAGAGCUGGUUGGAACAAUAAUUGCAGAAUGUGGUACCAAAGAUCCUGUUUUACUGGAGAAAAAAUUGAAGGAAAUGAGGAUACUGGAAAAUGUUGAUUUGCCGCCUGCUUUUGCUGAGUUUAUAAAACCAGAAGAGGAUCCUGUUGCUUCUUUUGAAAAGGAACCAGAAACUUCCAAAGAACUUAACAUUAAUCGUGAAGAUGAACCUGAUAAUGUACAAGCUCAGGAGAAUAAUGAAGAAUUACCGGAGCCUGAACCUGAGCCUGAACCUGAGCCUGAACCUGAGCCUCCUAAGAUGGUUCGGAUGGCUAAUCUCUGUGUGGUGUGCAGUCGUGCUGUAAAUGGUGUUGCUGAGAUUCACAGUGAAAUCGUAAAGAAGGAAGUGUUUCAUGAAUUCUUUACGUUAUGGCCUGAAAAAUUUCAAAACAAAACAAAUGGGGUGACACCGAGAAGAUGGAUUCGUUUCUGCAAUCCUACUUUAAGUAAAAUUAUGACGAAAUGGAUUGGCACAGAAGACUGGAUCCUCUGCACAGAUAAACUAGCUGAGUUGCGUAAGUUUGCAGAUAAUGAGGAUCUUCAGACCCAAUGGAGGGCAGCAAAGAGGAGCAACAAAAUGAAGGUUGUGAGAUUCCUUAAGGAGAAAACUGGAUAUGCUGUUAGCCCUGAUGCGAUGUUUGAUAUUCAGGUGAAGCGCAUCCAUGAGUACAAGAGGCAACUUUUGAACAUAUUUGGAAUUGUCUAUCGCUACAAGAAAAUGAAAGCUAUGAAUCCUGCUGAGAGGAUUGCUAAGUUCGUGCCGCGAGUUUGUAUUUUUGGCGGAAAAGCAUUUGCCACAUACGUGCAAGCUAAAAGGAUUGUAAAAUUUAUCACAGAUGUUGCUGCAACAAUUAAUCAUGAUCCUGAAAUUGGUGAUUUGCUUAAGGUGGUAUUUGUUCCUGAUUACAAUGUCAGCGUUGCUGAAUUGCUGAUCCCUGCAAGUGAGCUCUCACAGCACAUCAGUACUGCUGGGAUGGAGGCCAGUGGAACCAGCAAUAUGAAGUUUGCAAUGAAUGGUUGUGUCCUGAUUGGAACCUUGGACGGCGCCAAUGUUGAAAUAAGACAAGAGGUUGGAGAAGAUAACUUCUUUCUCUUCGGUGCUCGAGCUCACGAAAUAGCAGGGCUUAGGAAGGAAAGAGCAGAGGGAAAGUUCGUUCCUGACCCACGAUUUGAAGAAGUCAAAGCGUUCAUCAGAAGUGGCAUUUUUGGGCCCUACAAUUAUGAUGAGAUGAUAGGAUCUUUGGAAGGGAAUGAGGGUUUUGGUCGAGCAGAUUAUUUUCUCGUGGGCAAAGACUUUCCUAGUUACAUCGAAUGUCAAGAAGAAGUUGAUGUGGCAUAUCAAGACCAAAAGAGAUGGACAAGGAUGUCAAUUCUGAAUACAGCAGGAUCAUACAAGUUCAGCAGCGAUAGAACGAUCCACGAGUACGCCAGGGACAUAUGGAACAUUACACCUGUUGAACUACCGUGAAGGGUUUACUCAUCAUCCACGAGAACUUGCCUUGCUAUCGUCUUAGCUUCUGGCCAUUGAGGUCGAGCAUCAGCGUGAACAUGGGUGAGUUAGGCAGACCAAUUUCUGUGUA